CAAUCUUAUGAAAUCCAUUUCCAGCCAAUGAAAUUAGACAAAGUUGCCAGGUGUCAGUUCCAACAUGAGAUAAAAAAAAAACAAAAAGGAAAGCUGAAUGUUCAUUGUAGGCAUCAUCAAACCACACUUCUUCUAUCCCACUCCACCACCACCACCACCACCACCGCCGCCGCCGCCAUGCUGGCAGCUACGGUGGCAUGCAGCCCCUCCUCCGUCACCUUCUCUUGUUCACCAAAACCAAGUGCAGAAUUAGAGCAGCAGCAGCAGAGCAGCAACAACAAUCUUUUAACAUGCAGACCAAAAACCCCACUCCACACAAAUCCACUCUACCAAACAACCCUCCACGCAAAUCUCUCAUUCGAAUUCAAAGAGAAAAUCCUCUGCCUAGAAAUCAUGGGCGUCAAUUCGGGCCGGGCUUUGGCCCAAAACCCAUCUCUCCGCACAGUUUCUCUGCACUCGAUCCACGAAAUCGUCACCUUCCUCCAAUCAAAAGGCAUCCACCUCAAAGAUCUAGGCAGAAUCUUCGGCAUGUGCCCCGCAAUUUUAACCUCACGCAUCGAAUCCGACCUAGAUCCGGUUUUCGAUUUCCUCUCGUCGGAUCUCAAAGUACCCGAUCGGAAUUUCAGAAAGGCGGUCAACAAAUGCCCUAGGCUGCUGGUUUCCAGCGUCCGGGACCAACUGAAGCCGGCCCUCUUCUAUCUCCGCAGAUUAGGGUUUAGAGAUGUGCACGCGCUGGCUUAUCAAGAUCCGAUUUUGCUGGUUUCCAGCGUCGAGAAAACGCUGAUUCCGAAGCUGGAUUUCCUCGUCGGGUUGGGGUUUUCGAAAUCCGAUGCGGUGGCGAUGGUUCUCAGGUGUCCGGCGCUGUUCACUUUCAGUAUUGAGAAUAAUUUCAAGCCGAAAUUUGAAUAUUUCAGAGAGGAAAUUGAGGGGAAAUUGGAUGAAAUUAAGGAAUUCCCGCAGUAUUUUAGUUUCAGCUUGGAGAACAAGAUCAAACCGCGGCAUAUCGAGGUUGUACAGAGCGGAUUGAAUAUUCCGCUGCCAUUGAUGCUCAAGACCACCGACCACGAGUUCACGGAAUUAUUGUUGAUAAAGCAACACAUUUAAAUAUAAUAAUUAAUUAUUAUAUUAUUUAUUAUUAAUCUCUUAAUAUAAUUAUAAAUACCCCAU
This is a messenger RNA of Erythranthe guttata (spotted monkey flower), 1167 nucleotides long. NCBI's taxonomy places the organism in Eukaryota, Viridiplantae, Streptophyta, Magnoliopsida, Lamiales, Phrymaceae. The record is from RefSeq and is a predicted model, not a curated record.